Nicotiana tabacum (common tobacco) is the source of this 1615-nucleotide messenger RNA. The record is from RefSeq and is a predicted model, not a curated record. NCBI's taxonomy places the organism in Eukaryota, Viridiplantae, Streptophyta, Magnoliopsida, Solanales, Solanaceae.
ACAUCUUUUUUUGGUUCAAAAGAGAAUUUAUUAAGGUAGGGAACAACGAGCUUAGCGAUUAAUGACUUGAUUUUUCAUUAAUUUCCACGACCCACCUAUUACGUAUUUUCCAAUUCCACAGACUUAGACUUUUUCUAUUUCUUUAUACAUAUAUAUAAAUCCCCCUGGACUCUUGUCUUUUAACCUGCAGAAAAACUGAACCACUGAAAGUGAAGACAAAUAUAAAGAGCUAUCAAAAGGUUCUUUUUUUCACAAAAUGGGGUCUCUUGGAUUGAAUUAUGAAAAGGGAAAUGAAGAAAUGGAAUUGGAAUUUGAUCCAAGUGCACCACCUCCAUUUAAGUUAUCUGAAAUUCGAGCUGCUAUUCCUAAGCAUUGUUGGGUUAAAAAUCCAUGGAAAUCACUAAGUUACGUUUUUAGAGAUUUUACUAUUGUUGCUGCAUUGGUUGCCAUAGCCAUUUUUUUGGAUAGUUGGAAAUUUUGGCCACUUUAUUGGGUUGCUCAGGGUACUAUGUUUUGGGCAAUCUUUGUUCUUGGACAUGAUUGUGGACAUGGAAGCUUUUCAGAGAGUGCAUUUCUUAAUAGUGUGGUUGGACACAUUCUUCAUUCUUCUAUCCUUGUACCCUAUCAUGGAUGGAGAAUCAGCCAUAGAACUCACCAUCAAAACCAUGGAAAUGUUGAAGCUGAUGAAUCUUGGGUGCCGAUGCCAGAAAAACUAUAUAAAGAACUGGAUUUUGCUACCAAAUUUUUUAGAUUCAAGAUUCCUUUUCCCUUGUUAGCAUACCCUAUGUACUUGAUAAGCAGAAGUCCAGGGAAAAAAGGUUCUCAUUUUAAUCCAUAUAGUGAUUUGUUUCAACAUCACGAGAGAAAAUAUGUCAUAACAUCAACAUUAUGCUGGACUGUUAUGGUGGCUUUCCUCUACUAUCUUUAUACUGUUAUCGGCUCUCUUCAACUGUUUAAGCUUUAUGGAAUUCCUUAUAUGAUUUUUGUUAUGUGGUUGGAUUUUGUCACAUAUUUACACCACCAUGGCCAUGAGCAGAAUUUACCUUGGUACCGUGGCAAGGAGUGGAGUUAUCUAAGAGGAGGAUUAACAACAAUUGAUAGAGAUUAUGGCUUGUUUAAUAACAUUCAACAUGAUAUUGGCACCCAUGUUAUUCACCAUCUUUUUCCUCAGAUACCACAUUAUCACCUCGCCGAAGCGACUAAAGCGGCAAAGCCGGUACUUGGGAAGUAUUAUAGGGAGCCAAAAAAAUCAGGAAUAAUUCCAUUUCAUUUGAUUGGAAAUUUAGUGUCAAGUAUGAAGCAGGACCAUUUUGUUAGUGACAAUGGAGAAAUUGUUUACUAUCAGACUGAUCCACAACUGCUCAAAUUAUUUGGGAAAAAGGCUGAGUAACUCUUUUCCAGCCUAAUAUUUAUUACAGAAAUAUAAUUUCUAAUCAACAAUUAUUUCCAAAUAAUUUCCUUUGUUCAGAAACUUAGUUUGAUGGCUGUAUGGUUUUACAAGGAGGCAAACUAUUAAAGAGAAUAUUGAGGGGGGCUUUGGCUGUUUAUUGUAAUAUUUUUGCUCUUAAUACUUUUCCCUUUAAAAAAUAUUGCCUUAGUUUUGGCGUUUAUUGUU